AAGUUGAUCAGUCUGCUGUGGAACUUCAGCCGAGAAAGUCGUGCUAAUUACACGCAAAGGUUAUUAUUUGCGCCGGCACGCACGGGAUACUUCUCUCUCUCUUUUUUUUUUUUUUUCCUUUUUUUUUUUUUCUUCCCCCCUCCGUUUCAUUAAUGUGCUUUUUGCUCCUGUCGUUUAAAUGACAUAGCAACACCCUUGGAUAAAGACUCUUAAAAUCGGAUUAUCUGAUUGAGGCAUUGUGUUCAUUAGAGCACUUUUCCCCCCCCACCUCCACCUCCUCCACCACCACCUCCACCUCCACCACCACCACCUCGGGCAGACAGAAUUAAAAACGCCCGGAAGAUGUUCGGGACUCUUUGCCUCUUGUUGACGGUCCUGUCGGGGCCGUCCGGCGGCUGGGGCUCGUACGUGCCGUGCGAGCCGUGCGACGACAAGGCGAUGUCCAUGUGUCCGCCGAUCCCGGGCGGCUGCCAGCUGGUCAAGGAGCCCGGCUGCGGCUGCUGCCUGACGUGCGCGCUGUCCGAGGGCCAGGCGUGCGGCGUCUACACGGGGACGUGCGCGCAGGGUCUCCGCUGCCUGCCCCGCAGCGGCGAGGAGAAGCCCCUGCACGCCCUCCUCCACGGCAGGGGGAUGUGCACCAACGAGAAGGGCUACAAACCGGCGCACCCGCCGAUAGAUCGCGAGUCCCGAGAACACGAGGACGCCAUGGCCACAGAGAUUACAGAGGAGCUGCAGCCAGCUAAAGUUCCCCUCCUGACCAAAGACAUUGUCAACAGUAAAAAAGUCCACGCGAUGCGUAAGGAGUUUAAGAGGAAGCAGGGAAAGCAGCGCUCCAUGGGCUCCCCCAUGGACUACUCUCCUCUGCCCAUUGACAAACACGAACCUGAAUUUGGACCCUGCAGGAGAAAACUUGAUGGGAUCAUUCAGGGAAUGAAGGACACUUCUCGAGUCAUGGCUCUGUCUUUGUACCUUCCCAACUGUGACAGAAAAGGUUUCUUCAAACGCAAGCAAUGCAAGCCCUCCCGUGGCCGCAAACGGGGCAUCUGUUGGUGCGUGGACAAGUACGGCGUUCAACUCCCCGGAACAGACUACAGUGGCGGAGACAUUCAGUGUAAAGACCUGGAGAGCAGCACUAACAACAAUGAGUAGAGCAGCAAAAUGGACCACAAUCAUCCCCAAACUCCACAUGACCCCCGGACCCACAUUUCCUCUCUGAAUUACACCUUUAAUCUCCCCUCACUUCAAGAGUUAUUUCAGAUUUUUAGGUAGAAUUAAAAAAAAAAAAAAGGACCAGGAUUAAAAAGACUUUUUGUUUUUGACCAAACACUCAUCUCUAAACGAGGGGGAGGGAGUCCAAGAAUCCCUUUUUGAGCAGAUCUUUUGACGACGGCGCACGUGGGGACCCCCCUUUGUGCAAGCUGCAUAUUGAUUAAAACAUAUGCACGUUUUUGUUUUUAAGAACCGGGGGCUCUCUGUGAAGCAGAUGUAUUCAUAUACAUUGAUGUUGUAAAAACGAAGCAAAAUUCAUUGUGAAGACAAAACAAGAGGGCAAGUCGGUUGAAUUAUUUACAAUUGGAUCUUUUAAUUGGUUGAGAUUUUUUUUCUCAAAUCAAUCGCAACUGGACUGUUUGGUUUCCCUUAGAAGGCGUUUCGCCUCUCAUCCGAGGAGGCUUCGUCGGUUCAUGCUCAGACUUAGAUUGGUCCGAUCUGGUCUUAGACUGGCAGUGGGAAGGGGAUUCCUACGGCCCCAUUCGUCACGGUUCACCCGACGAUUUGAGGGGGGGGUGCGAUAUCCAAUCUAGCCACCAGAUGGCAGUAAAAUGUGUUUUCUGGCAAUUCCAACUUUGACCACGGCCUCAGUUCUAUCAUUUUUAGCAGACCGCAUUGCAAAAUGAUUAAACCCUCAUGCGAGAGCCACCCAGGAAUGGGGCCGUACGGAUCCUUUCCCUACUGAAGAUCGGUCAGAUCUAGUCUAGUAGCUGGUGCCAAAAACUCCCAACACAAGGAGGCUGUGCCUCGGCAAGGGUGGUUCCGCCCUAUUGUAGUGGAAAAGAGCCAGCGGCGGUAGUUCAAGCGGAAUUGCAUUGGAGGUAUCGUGUGGCGGAACGAUCCCUACAAGCCCAAAAUCCGUCGGAAUCACCCACCUUAGCGUUCCAUUCAGUUGUAAGAAAAUGGUCCAGUUGCGAUCGGUUGAACGCCCCCGAGAGUACCUUGACCUGGAUGAACGAGAACAUCCGUAGACAUGUUGAGCUUUUUGUGUUACCUGAGACAGGGAUGUGCUGCACCAGUUCUAUGGGUAUGUGGUUCUGUCAGAGCACUUAUUAAAACAGGGCAAUCUCCUUCGGCGUAUAACUUCACAAAAAAUAAAGUGUGCUCGAAUGCAUGUAUGUUUACAGUGCGAAUGUGUGAUGUGUGUAUUAGCCUGCUUUGGUGUAUAAUAGAGUGAGCCUAUAUACAAAAAAAGAAUGUCAUUUUUCGUUUUUUUCUCUCGUUUGAUUUUUGUCACAAGUACUGCUAGCGCCUGAGGUGGUUUAUCGAGACCGUCCUUCUCUCUCUUUCUCUCUCUCUCUCUCUCGUGUAAAAUAUGUUCGACGUGGAGCGUUUGGCGACAAAGGAGGAAUCGGAUCGUUACGGAUGGAUUUAUGUAAGUGGCUCUUUGACGAUGUAGCUAGCCUGAUAUGCCAACUGUGCCUAUUUGCGACCGAGCCGAGGGCGGGUGCGCGGACUUACAGUAGGGAAGGGGAUUCAUACCGCCCCCAUUUGUCGCGACGAAUCUUAGAGUGUGGCCGUUCCAACUUUGACCAUUGAAAAACGAUUCCCCCUUAGGAAUCCCCUCCCUACUGUAACCGGUGGGAUAAAGCGACACUUGUCGCCGAAACUUUGACCUUUUUGACUUGGGUGCACGAAUCAAACUUCCCGAGUCCGGCCGGUUUGCGUCUCGGAUUCGGUCGUGCGAGGAGUCAGUUUUGUUUGAGCUGUUAUUUUUGCCUUCAGUGAAGUACAGACAGCCCGCAUUUUUGAGCCAUUAUAUCAAGUGGUUUCCACUUAGUACUUCAGUGUAAUCGCGGUGUAUUGUAAUAUAGUCAUUUAAUUGUAUUCUUUCCUACAAAGGCGACGUUUGGCAGAAGCUAUCUACCCGGUUACAACAAACGGUCUUGGCAAAAGUCCCAGUGCCUUCCAAUAUGCAAAUACAAUUAAUGUGAUGCAACAAUGACACAGGUCCCAUCUUUGUUCAUACUGUAUAGCCCCUUCACAAGAACUGACACUACCUAUAGUGACCACGUCGUUCUUGGUCGGUGUCGUAGUUUCUCAAGGCUAUUCCGAACGUGUGAACCGCAGUCUGUUGAACCUCCAUGUGCUCGUUGUUUCCUAGUCGAUAAGCUAAGAUUUUUUUUUUGUAAGCUCGUUUUGUUUUUUUGAAUACCAAUGUAUAUGAUUGCCAGGCAAGGGACUUCAAAGGAUUUUUGUUUGAGGAAACAAUUCUCUCUGCAAAAUUCAAAAAAAGGCAUCCGGUUUUGAUUCUGUUAUCAAGACACUGCCCCCACUCCCAGUACCCAACCCCAUCUGCCACUUUCAAAAAAAAAAAGCAGCUUGCACUUAUUUCAAGUACUCACUAUUGAUCAAUGACAAUGACCUAAGAUGUAGUAAAAUGAAGUCAGUAGAAGAAAAAAAAAAUAAAAAAAAUCUUAAUGUUGUUUAAUAUUGUGCUUACCUUUUAAAGGUUGAUAUUUUGUUGACAGGGGCUCUGCAGCCCAUGCCUGGGACCUCCACUACAGAAAUUUAGAACAGAUGAACUCAGCCUCAGGUGUUCUUAAAGCGUCUUUUACAGAGAUGAGCGUUCAGAUGCAUCGGUCGAGGGGCUGUUUUUUUUUGAGAGGCAUGUCACAUUGGGAAGAACGACCCCCUUGUACAGUGGAUAUAUUCAGGGUCUAGCCACUUCCCCUACAUGGGGUCAGCAACUACAUCCCGGCAGGCACAAGACAUUGAAACAACGGCGAGAACGGUGUCGAACUAGGUCCUGACGUUGAGCAAAAGUCAAACAUAUCGUUGAAACAACGGGCUUUUUGACAAAUGUUUAGUCAAGGUUGGGUUCUGACGUUGAUUUGACCGUUGAAUUGAACGAAUAUUCUACAACACAAAUACGACGUUGAAACAACAUGCUUUUUGACAACGUCAAUGUCAGGUUGUGAUGCUGAUUUGACCAGUGAAGUCUGGUAAUUUUCCAACCAAUAACAUGGAUCCAACGUUGUCUCACUUUACAUACACAACUGUUUUUUGGAACGUUGUUUCCAAGUCAGUUUUAAAGGACAUAAUCAACGUUGUGUCAAUGUUUUGUGUCUGCUGGGAUAUCAUUAGAUACAGUUAGUCAGUUAUCAGGAGUCAAGACAUCUGUGGAAUGACCUACUACAGCCAGGGUUGCAUUUUAAAGAAUAAACGACAGUGGCACAAACACGUUUGUCUAGGGCCACAAGCCCUAGAACACAACCUAGAUCAGAACACGUCCAAGUCAAGUCUGUUGAUAUAUUCGAUAAGCUUUGGAGAGUUCGAUUUGAUCAGAACUUACCAAGCCAAACCAAACAGAAUGGUUAUUUCACAUGAAUGCCUCCGACUGGUUGUAUUUGGUGGGUUCCUCAGGUGUGCCUUGCAACUCCUUCUUGGUUUUAACUCACUCUACAUACACUACGUAGUACAGUAACUGCAGGCUUUUCUGAGUACAUAACACAGUCUGGAUGUAAUAAAACAGCACAAUUGGGUAUCAAUAUUUGGUGUUCUCUGGAUUGUGAAAAAAGAUCCAUAUGUGUCUGGAGGAUGGGGAGGAAUUGAAAUGGUCAGUGUUUGGAACGGCAUGAGACAAAUAAGAAUAAAACAACAAAAAAAAUCAAAUUAUUAAAGUGAAUAUCACUGUGUAAUAUUUAUUCAACUUGUAAUUUAUAUGUACUCUUUUAACCUUUGUCUUUUUGUUAUGACAAAGCAUUUAUUUAAAUAAAGUUAUGUAUUCAUUUAUUCACUAUCUGCU
Entelurus aequoreus (snake pipefish) is the source of this 5017-nucleotide messenger RNA. Its product is annotated as insulin-like growth factor-binding protein 5. Gene Ontology annotation, biological process: regulation of insulin-like growth factor receptor signaling pathway. Bases 343 to 1149 code for a protein of 268 amino acids. The record is from RefSeq and is a predicted model, not a curated record. Gene Ontology annotation, cellular component: extracellular region. The transcript has 4 exons. NCBI's taxonomy places the organism in Eukaryota, Metazoa, Chordata, Actinopteri, Syngnathiformes, Syngnathidae. Gene Ontology annotation, molecular function: insulin-like growth factor II binding; fibronectin binding; insulin-like growth factor I binding.